Molecule: messenger RNA, 6843 nt
Organism: Acytostelium subglobosum LB1
Lineage: Eukaryota; Evosea; Eumycetozoa; Acytosteliales; Acytosteliaceae
Exons: 3
Coding region: 1-6843 (2280 amino acids)
Biological process (GO): mitotic cytokinesis; double-strand break repair via homologous recombination; regulation of cytokinesis
Cellular component (GO): centrosome; midbody
Molecular function (GO): phosphatidylinositol-3-phosphate binding
Source: RefSeq, a predicted model, not a curated record
AUGGAAUCAACAAAAAGUGGUAAUGGAGGAGAUGGAGAUAGACACACACAUUAUAGCUUCUUGGCAGAGGAGGAAGAGACAAAGAUAAUUAGAUUGAUAUCGAAUCAUCUGUCAUUGGGUCAGUUCGAACUGGCACGCGCUCUAAUACUACAGAUACAACAACAACAGGAUGAUAAUAUAACUACAACAUCAACAACAACAACCGAUCACAUCACACAUAAUAACAAUGACACUUUAUCAACAAUAUCAGCAACAUCAACAACAUCAUCAACCUCAUCAUCAUCAUCAACAACAUUGAUUCGAAAGGUAUCAUCAAUACUACAUCAUACUAUAAAGAAUGGACCACCAAGUAUAUGGCUCACAUCAGUCACACUGCCCUCAUCAGCACAUCUCUCAUGGCUAUGUGCGAUAGAGUUCCAUCAAGUAAACAAAACUGGAUUCAAUGAUACGAUCAAAGAGAGACUACUUAUAUUACUUGAGUUUGCAAUCUUAUUAUAUGCGACAAUGAAUGAUACUGGUGUAGAUGAUGAUAAACAUCGUGCAAUAGUGUCGGUCAUUCAAGAGCUGCGAGAAUAUCAAUGUGUACUCUUGCAUCAUCAUUCACAGCAACAGGUCAAUGGUGGUUCUGCUGGUACAUCAAUAUUGCAGACGCUGAGACUGUCCCCUUCCACUCUCAUGGCACUGAAGCAGACACUGUCGUCCAAUGUUGAGCUUAGUCGUCUGCUGCUGCGACACCUGACCGACCCAUUCGUUGGUACUAGUACCGGCACUACCUCGGACAGCUCAAUGCUACUGCACAGCACGUAUCCAGUGGCUGCCCAACUUGAGUCCAUCGUGGCACAGGUCAUCACAAGCUUUAUCGAUCAAGGCCAGUACAACGAAGCAUACAAUCUAUUGGCGGCAAUCGAUCUAAGUCGUGGUGAUAGCGAUGAGGCACAUCUCGCCACACAGCCCGAGCUCACCGCUCUGCUCAGACGCGUGGCCAACCUGAACACAACAUCAGACGAACAACACAUACAUGGUGGAGAUCAUCGAAGCAGCACGCUUGAGCGUGUACCAUUCUACCCUGUGGAAGGCUCGAGUGAUGAGCAGGGUCGUCACCACAGUCUGUCGCGUCUACGCAUCUACGAGGCAUUGCUCGCCAAUCGAUCACUGUUCCCAAUUCAACAGUUUGUUUUAAUGGAAGACGAUAUUAUUGCGGCCAGCAACACAACGGACGUCCGUUCGAACCAAGUACAGGGUCUCCUGCCCGUCUCGAGGGUGUUUGAUAUCCUGCGAGGAUACGCUACGGCCAAGGGUGUCGCUGACAACGAAGGCAAGGCCAUGGAGGACUUUUGGUAUUGGUACUUCCACUUCCUGAGAGUGAACAAUCAUCACUUCCUCGAGUAUGCACUGCAGCAGGCCAUCAUCUUGGUACAGGAACGUCGCUUUGAGGAGGCCAACAUCGUGGUCUCGCCAUUCAUACGUCUGUUGCCACUUCUUGUGCUGCUGUGCUGGGAUCACUUUGCCAGCGAUAUCUCAUCACGCAAGGCACUAAUCGAUCUUAUGACCACCGUGGACCGUGAUCAGAUGGACGAUACUCUACUGCACACCAAUGAUCAGAUGUCAUACCUCGUCGAGCUGUCCGAAUGGUGUGCCGAGAAGAUUAUGGCCACAAGACUCGACACUGCCUCCGACUCAGCCGCAGACGCCGAGUUUGAGAACCGCGAACAAGUGUCCAACACGGUGAUCAACCAGCUUGCACAUCACUCAUUCAUACACGUCAUCAGGGAAUGCCUGCCACACAUCGAGUCCAACGAUGUGCUGACCAUCAUAGAGCGCGAUCCAGACUUCCCCACCAAUCACAUCGGAAUCGACCUCACGCUCUCCAGGGACAAGUUGAACGACAUGAACUUUGUCCGCUGUUACUUUGCCCUGAGGACCGUGCUGCGUUUCUUCCAGGAACGUUCGACAUCAUCACAGGUCGCCAAUCAAGAGUUUGAGCAUGCCCUGGAACAGGUGUGCCAGCUAAGCAAGAGCGUAUCAGACCCGCAUGUCGUUGUAGCUCUGGUGGAGGCCAUGUACAUGACUUUGUACAUGUCCAAUCAUGAUCUGAAGCAACAGCCAGCGGGUGAGCCAUCGUCCCCUACGUCAUCACCAUCAACAUCCAGUCCAGCGAUGCGCAAACAACUCUUUAGUGCACAGGUUGCAACAAACAACAGCGAAACAUUCCAUUCAUUCGACAAUGCCUACGCAUCACAUGUCUCGUCAUCUGAUGGACACAGGAACUACUAUAUCACCUCGACCAUGAUGUCAUCAAUGAUCACUGCCAUGACCAAGAUACUAUCAUAUGUUCCUGGCGGAAGUGGCACCGAUGCACUACGUGAGCGAAUCGAGCUACUCAGCUCCAACUUCCAGAACCUCAGCCACAGAAUACAGAUUGCCAACUGGGUAUCCACACGUGUAUCGAUUCCAUUCAUGAGCAUCGUCCUCAUGCCAGUGCACUCGUUGCUCACUGUUUGCAUGCGUACGGAGUAUCCUCAGUUUGAUAGCAUCAUCAAGUACUUUAGUGUACCUAAACAGGUAGAGGCAGACGUUGCCCAAUAUCUCUCGAUACCCAAGCUCACAGGCCAACUUACCAGCACGAAAAGCGAGACAACAACAUUCCAGCUCGAUCGUAGCCUACAAGGCAUCAAGGAGGACGACCUCUACGCCAUUCUCUGCGAUGUGGUACUGGGCUCACGACUCAGCGAGGAACACAUCACCAAGGUGCUCAAGAUUGCCAAUGCCACCAAGUCCUUGGAGCGCCAGCCAACUCGCUUCAAGCAGUACAUGGACUGCCUGCUCGUGCUCAACCAGCAGUACACUGAUCGCUCGCUGCUCCAACUUUUGUCGGCGUCCCAGGGCGUGCUGCCGGCUGACCCCGCCGCACUCUUUAGCUACAUUCAACAGAAGAGGACACUAGUCAACUCGCUCCACAGACUUAUGCAACAGGCCACCAAGCUGACGGAUGACGAACACAUGAAGCUUGUUGCCAGCAUCAUUGAGAGUGAUGGAUGCGCAUCAGGGGAUCGCCUGCUCUCCACGAUGUUCAAUCAUCUCAUCAACACCAACAAGGUCAUGUCACAAUCACCAGAUCAGCCAAGCAAGUACAGUGAGCUGAUUGCAAGCCUCGAGGAAAGCCCUUCGGCACAUCUAGAGCGCGUGGUCUUUGAGGAGCGAAACAUGGACAAGGCUGAGGAGCUGGCCAACCUGAUGCAGGUUGACCUGGCAGACCUGGUCAUCUCAUCGAUCGUCCACACAAUCCCUGGCGUGCCAGCAGUGGCGGCCAAGGCCACCACCAGCGGCAGCACCUCCAAAGCGAUGACCAUGGAGCUGGUCAACUACAUGGGCAUGUCCUCCACAAUGCUUGCUUCAAUGCUCUGCAUGCUAAAGGCGCCAAACAUAGCCAACAUCGAGUCAUUCCUGCAGUACGCAUUCACAGAGUCCAAGAAGAUGCCAUCUGGUGUUCUCUCAAACUGGAUCGCCGAGAUACUGCGAGCACAUUCAAUCCAUCAUAUGUUGUAUAACAACAACAAGGAUAUGUCGACGUUGACAUAUCUGCCGCCUGUAGAUAGUCUUAUUGGCACAAUGGACGCGGUGUCAGCCAGCUCGCCCGACACGUCCUCCACACCUCCCGAGCUCCACCUCAUUCACAACACAGAGACACCUCAGCAACAGCAGCAAUUCGUAUUCCAGAUUAUACAGUACCUGGUGGCCCGAAGCCAGUUAAACGACGCGAUGAACGUGGCCGACGAGAUGUUGAACGAUGGCGCACCAGACUGGUUGCUCAAACUCAUGGUAAUGAGAGACCGCGUUCAAGCCUACACAUACAUCAGACGCAUGAAGGACAAGGUAUCAGCACUCAAUCUUGUGAUGGACCUGUAUCACAACUGGGACAUCUUGACUGCGAUCGAUAUGUUGGUGUUCUGCAACUCACUACUAUCUGCUACGACGCCAGAGCAGGCGGCAGACAUUGAGCAUCUUCAUCAAUGCAUGCUCAUCUACCACGACAUCCUUGUCGCGGACAAGUCCAAGCGAUGGAGCUCCUGGCAGGAGAUCAAGGACCUGUGCCGCCGCGACCCCACACGUCUUGUGCGAUCACUCCUGGACAGCAAGCACUACGAGCUAGCCCGUAAGAUCCGCGUGAUAUUCAACAUCAACAAUGUCCACAAAGAGAUCGAAGAGAGCUAUCUCUUCUACCUGCUCGUGGAGAAGGAUGACACUAGUCUCGCGCUGCAGACCUUGUCAACACUGGGAGCCGACUCGAUACCAAUAGCCAUGGGCCUACUGCCACGCAUCCGCGAUCUCUCAAUCAAGCUAUUCCUGGUGCAAUUCCUAUUGUCAAACAUGCGUGCAACAAUGACCGACGCCAUGCUGCAAGAGUUGACUCAAAAGGAGAUGGGUUAUCGUGUGUUGCUCACCCUUCCCGCCGAAUUGCAGAAGGACUACGAGUCGUAUGUCUCCUACCCAUCGCUGAUUGUCGAGAUGUUGCUGAUGAAUGAGCGUAUCCCUGCCGUGUCCAAACUGCUGCGAGAGAUAAAGGAGUUGAAGGACGACGAUCUGCUCACAUACUAUGUUCGCAAGUCAUUGUCUUUCGCUCGCUACAUGGCCAAGAAUGAGCUGCUACUCAGCGAAGAGUACUUCCAGUCCAAUAGCAUGAUGGUAGUCGAAGAGAAGCAACAUCAACAAGCGGUCGCUGCCAAGGCUGACUCGGACAACGAGCCCUACGACUCUGUGGUCGAGUAUCGCUUCAACUACUGUGACUCACCCUCCAUGUCGUCCACGAUGGUCGGCUCUCCGACAAAGGUGCGCGAGCUCCUUUCCAAGUCAGAGCAAUGGAUACUCACGGGCCACGACUCGGUCAAGGACGAGCAGACGCGCCACAAUCACUACUUUGCGCGUUCUCCAAACAUCACGCUGGCCAAGAGUCUGCUGGACAUGUGCGAAUCCAAGAAGAAGGUUUACACAACAUGCAUUGACAUAUUCAACUACCUGUCCACGUUCCUGUCCUCCACCUACUCGCACGACAACCUGCUCAUCAUUAAUUUGAUUCAGCAGCUGUUCAUGUACGUCAAGCUUCAGCUACUGCGCGAUCCAAAGAGUGCCGCUGGAAGUGGUGUAGCUUCCGUGGCCGUGAUCGACACUCUGCUGGGCAAGGUCGAGCUGUUCCAAGCUUUGGUGCUGUCCAAAUGUUCGGCCGCCGAGUCCAUCUCGCUGGCAGACCUGUCCGACAUGCAAAAGGCUCGUCAACUUCGUGACAAGUUGAUCGAGGAGGAUCGUCUGAAACUGGCAAUCGAUGUGGCCACCAAGUGCAAUAUCCAAGCCGAUCCAGCCUGGGUCAAGUGGGGUAUAUCCCUUCUCCAACAAGGCCAAUAUAACGAUGCCCGUGAGAAGUUCAAGUAUUGUCUGGCGGCCACUGGUGGUGAUCGUCGUUUGAACGCCGCCUCCAACGCGCUAUCAUCAGAUACAAUCGACAGCAGUGUAAUCCUCAACCAGAUCAUCCAGCUUCUCGAGUCGCCACCCCAGGCCAACCACAAGAACCUGCGUAGUCUCUUCAACCAUCUCAGCUCAAUCCCUGUGCCAGCCAACUCAAAGACCUUCCCCAAGAUUGACGACAACAUCAUUUUCUCACUUCUGGACGCCUCUGCCAACGUCAACAUCAAGCAUGGUUCAUUCAACAAUCUGACCGCGUCGUCUGGCGGCACACCCACCAAGCCAGCCAAUGGUGGCGCCGCCAAGAAAGACCCCGUUGUGUUCAAGCAGGAGAUGGACUCCACGCGAUUGGAAGAGUCGAUCUAUUAUCUGAAGCGAUAUGGCAAUGCCCGCAUGCAUAUCAACUUCUUGAUGAAGCAUGACUUGCUCGAACUGUCUUGCAAGACUAUCAUCACCGAUAACAUAUCAUCACAGAUCUUCUUUGAUGAGGUUGUGUCUCACUGCAUCAACCACUCCAACCUCAAGGCAAUGUUCAGUGUGAUCAAAUCUCUGGACAAUCCCCUGGCAUUCAACGAGCACCUGAUGGCGACAUGCAAGAUCAUGAACGAGAGGAAGUGGUACGGUCUGCUGCUGGAUGUACAGUUGUCGAUGAACGACAGCAUACGUGCUGCAAUGACAUGCAUCAAGAUGUUCUUGGAGGCACCCGACCCCGCCCAAUCCACCAGAGUCGUACAUCUGGACACGGCACUACGCUACUUCCAGCAAGGUCAGUCGCAAAAGGGCGUCCUACCCGAGAUCGAAAUCACCAAGUACAUACAGAAGCUCAACACACAGAUCGAGCUGUGCAAGUUCUUCUACUCCCAGAAGAACCCGCCAGCCAAUGUCCAUCGACUCAGCACGUUUGGCUCCAAGAAGGAGAUCACCGAGCUGGCCGAACUGUGCACCGUGUGGAACAACUUUGACCUGGGCUUCAAGCUGGCCAUGGAGUACAAGCUGCCCCUGACCACACUGUACACCAACUCGCUGUCUCAGAUGGUGCGCAAGAAGAACCUAUCAAAGUGCGACGAGAUACUCAACAAUCUACGCAACUUUAUCGAUCCAGGCGACUGGGACUCGAUUGCCAUGGCCAUCAUCGAGAUCAUGUGCAAUGAGAUGAAGGAGAUCAAGAGCGCAGAGAAGUACAUUCCCAAGCUGAACUCGGCACGCAACAGCAUCCGCGUGUGUAUCAUGUGCAACAAGCUCAAGUCAGCCUAUCUCAAGGCGGUACAGAUGCAAGAGAAGGAUCUGAUCGUGAUGGUGAUGGAAGAGGCCAAUCGAACCAAUCAGUUAAUCAUUUCAAAGUGGUGUCAAGACGUAUUGAAUGGAGCACAACCAAAUACCACUGGUUAG